AUGACUGAACAGGAGGGGACCGUGCACGCGGUAUUAUUUCCGUCUUUGAACGACCAGGACGAGAAGGAUAUAACCGUUCAUAGUCAUGAGAUCAAAGCGUCUCCGGCGCUGCUAAAAAGAAUGCCCAGCUAUUGCAAGUCUCAGGGAAUCCCUGUAGCGCGAUUAGUUCAGGCUGCUUGGGCGAUCGUCGUUCAGCAAUAUGCCGAAACCGAAUAUGUUCUGAUGAGCGCCGAGGAGGUUAGGAAGAGGCAUGCGAUGCGGGUUAGCAAUACGGCGAGCGAAGAGACUGAAGAGUACUUAGGGUCAGGGUGGCUACGAUGUGUUGGUCCUACUGGACGUCGACUGCUCAGGGCCGCUCAGGCGUUUACAACUGAGGGCCGAAUGGUUGCCGAUGUGAUCCGACAACAUGCCACGGAACGACCCCAGGCCACGGCAAUUGACGCUUGGGACGGACAAGUCUCGUACGAAGAGUUAAAUCGGUUGACCGCACGACUUGGUCAGCGUCUGUACGACGCCGGCGUCGGACCGGGCGUGAUGGUCCCUGUCUGCUUCCCACGCUCUUUAUGGGCCAUAGUGGCCGAAGGGGCUGUGUUGCAGGUUGGAGGCGCUUUCGUCCCCAUUGAUCCGGCCCAUCCCACCGAGCGAAUGAAUCAAAUCGUCAAUCAAACGAAGGCUCGCUUGGCUCUGACCGCUCCGUCAUUUGCAGAUCAUAUGGCAACAUUGGUAGACCAAGUGAUCAUGGUCUCUUUAAGUCUGAAAGAGGAUCGAGCGGACGAGGACCUGCCUUGCCUAGAUAUUGACCUCGAUAGUCCGGCGUACAUACUGUUCACUUCGGGGAGCACCGGACAGCCCAAGGGAUGCGUCGUACCCCAUUGUGCGCUAGGCAAUGUACUCGCGCAGGCAAGUGCCUUGCACCUGCGAUCCGAUAGCAGGGCAUUUCAGUUUACAUCUUACAGCUUUGGUGUGUCGCUCAUUGAGAUUUAUUGUGUGCUGACUGCGAGUGGCACCAUCUGCAUCCCAUCAGACACGAACCGGUUGAAUCGACUGACGGAGACCAUGCAAAUGAUGCGUAUCAGUUGGGCGUACCUAACCACGGCUACGGCUGCGUCGUUGCACGCCGGUGAGGAGCUAGCGGAACUGCAGACACCCAUCCUGACCGGAGAGCCGUUAGACCCGAGACAGGUCCGGAAGUGGGCUCCGCGGGUGCAGCUCUGGCAGGGAUUUGGAUGUACCGAAUGUGCUGGUGUCUUCGCCCACGGCCAAUCUGUGGCUGGGUUAAUCCCGCGAAUCCCAACCGCCUGGCGCCCUCCCGCACAAACAGCUGCAGCAUUCCUGCAACAGUUGGACUGGUGGGAAGCCUUACGCCCAGGUGUGCCAUGUCGAUUGUACCGAACGGGGGAUCUGGUGCAGUACGAAUCGGACGGAAGCCUUCGCUAUAUUACGCGUCGGGACACGCAAGUCAAAGUGCGAGGAAUGUGCGUGGAGCUGGGUGAGAUCGAAUAUCAAAUUCGACGGACGGCAGAACUGGACCGUGUGGUUGCAGAGGCUGCGGUCCCGGCCGAUGGGCAUGAGGGACCGGCGCUGGUGGCAUUUCUGCACUCCAGCACCAUGCCAACCCUAGGAGGCAAAAGGAUGCUGGAUGGGUCGCUGCUGUGGACUGACGACCCUAAGGGAUUUGUGUUGCUGGCAGCCGAAUAUCGACCUCAGCCCACCUGGAACCUGGCACGUUCCAGGGAGCUCAAUUACAAUCUCAUUGGAUUUGAAACAUAG
Messenger RNA from Aspergillus affinis, 1770 nucleotides. RefSeq names its product acetyl-CoA synthetase-like protein. The record is from RefSeq and is a predicted model, not a curated record. Gene Ontology annotation, cellular component: cytoplasm. Gene Ontology annotation, molecular function: phosphopantetheine binding. Gene Ontology annotation, biological process: secondary metabolite biosynthetic process; amino acid activation for nonribosomal peptide biosynthetic process. Bases 1 to 1770 code for a protein of 589 amino acids. The transcript is spliced from 5 exons. Lineage: Eukaryota; Fungi; Ascomycota; Eurotiomycetes; Eurotiales; Aspergillaceae.